CCACCAAAAUGGUUCACAACCGGAGUCAAUUUUUGCUGCUGGCUGUAGCCAUUGCUACUUUUGUAGGUCACUCCCAAGGUGCCAAUAUUCUGGGUCUCUUUCCGAGCCUGAGUCCCUCGCACUUGAUCAUCCAAAUGUCAGCGGCUAAGGCUCUGGCGGAGAAGGGUCACAAUGUGACUGUGGUCACGAGUCUAAAGCCAGUGGUGACCCACAAGAACAUAAACGUGAUCCAGGUGCCCAUGACGAAGGAGGAGGCACAGCAGAUGAGUGACACCGUCGGAGCGAUGGCCAAGGACGAUAAUAGCAACAUAGCUGUAUCCUUGCUCCGUAUGUCGGGUCAGAUGGAUUUCAUGUUCAAGAAGAAUGCCGAAACCCUGAAGGACGAUCGAGUGCGGGAUCUGUACCUGAAUAAGGACAACAAGUUCGAUGUGGUGCUUUCUGGAUACUUCAUGAACGAUUUCCAGCUUGGAUUCGCCAGGAAGGUGAAUGCUCCUGUCAUCGUCUUGGCCACAAUGCCGCCAAUGCAAAUGUUGAACCCCCUGAUCGGAAACCCCCUGGAGAUUUCCUACGUGGGAGUCAACUCCGCCGAAAAGGGCAAGGGCGUGCCCUUCAUGCAGAGGUUGACCACCUACGCUACAAGCCUCGGCUUUGGGCUCUUUGCUUAUAUUAACACCAAGCUCAAUAAGAAUUUGUACAAGGAAGUUUUUGGUGAUGAUCCCAACAUGCCCGAGUACUCGGAAAUGCUCAAAAACACAUCGUUGAUAUUCUUUGCCUCCCAUGCGGCCAGCGAAGGACCCAUCCGCCCCAAUGUUCCGGCUGCUAUAGAGAUCGGAGGCAUUCAAAUCAAGGACACGCCGGAUCCCCUUCCCCAAAAUAUGGCAGACUUCCUGGGCAACGCCACAGAUGGAGCCAUUCUCCUGUCCCUGGGUUCCAAUGUUAAGGGAAGCCACCUCAAACCAGACACUGUGGUCAAGAUGUUCAACGUGCUGUCGAAACUGAAGCAAAGGGUCAUCUGGAAGUGGGAGGAUCUGGAGAAGACUCCCGGCAAGUCGGACAACAUUCUCUAUUCGAAGUGGCUGCCGCAGGACGACAUCCUGGCACACCCAAAAGUUAAGCUAUUCAUCAAUCACGCCGGAAAAGGUGGCAUAACUGAGGCACAGUAUCACGGAAAGCCCAUGCUUUCACUGCCCGUAUUUGCGGACCAGCCGCAAAACGCAGAGGGCAUGAUUAAAAAGGGUUUUGGCCGUACUCUCAGCCUCCUCACCCUGGAAGAGCAGCCUUUCCGCGAGGCAAUUCUGGAUGUAUUGUCCAAUCCUCAGUACACCCAGAAGGUGGCCUCGUUCUCCUCUUUGUACCGCGAUCGCCCAAUGACCGCUAGGGAAUCAGUGGUCUACUGGACGGAGUAUGUCAUUCGGCACCAUGGAGCAGCGCAUCUUCAGAGUCCUUUGGUGCACAUGAACUGGAUAGCCGCCAACAACAUAGAUAUAUAUUUCCUGUUCGCAGUCAUACUGGUUAUAAGUAUACUGCUAUUUAAGACGGUGGUUAAAUUUAUCCUACGAAAGUUCUUCUCAAAGUCAAAGAAGCCAAAGAAGGAGAAAAAGCACUGAAAGUGUUCGAUAACGUUAACGCAGGCAACUAACUAGUGCAAGUACUCUGUCUCCAAGA
Drosophila rhopaloa is the source of this 1665-nucleotide messenger RNA. RefSeq names its product UDP-glucosyltransferase 2-like. Lineage: Eukaryota; Metazoa; Arthropoda; Insecta; Diptera; Drosophilidae. Bases 9 to 1607 code for a protein of 532 amino acids. The record is from RefSeq and is a predicted model, not a curated record. The transcript has 2 exons. Gene Ontology annotation, molecular function: UDP-glycosyltransferase activity.